Triplophysa dalaica is the source of this 1258-nucleotide messenger RNA. It is a transcript of the gene tmed5, whose product is annotated as transmembrane p24 trafficking protein 5. NCBI's taxonomy places the organism in Eukaryota, Metazoa, Chordata, Actinopteri, Cypriniformes, Nemacheilidae. Bases 102 to 767 code for a protein of 221 amino acids. The record is from RefSeq and is a predicted model, not a curated record. Gene Ontology annotation, cellular component: Golgi apparatus; endoplasmic reticulum-Golgi intermediate compartment; COPII-coated ER to Golgi transport vesicle. The transcript is spliced from 4 exons. Gene Ontology annotation, biological process: Golgi organization; intracellular protein transport; endoplasmic reticulum to Golgi vesicle-mediated transport.
UUGGUGAGCUGUCCUAAGCAGCUGCUUCUGAAGUUUACAGAAGCGCAGCAUUCAUCGGUUUCUGAAGUUUUUUCUAGAUGUGUGGUUAAAAGCAGCGUAACAUGGAUGUGUUUGGAGUGUUUGUGGCGUUUUUAUCCCUGUGUGUGUCCGCAAUAAGCGCUUUUUCUCAGUCUCUUGACAGUGAUUUUACAUUUAAUUUACCCGCCGGACGUAAAGAGUGCUUCUACCAGAGUAUGAAGAAAGACGCUUCACUGGAAAUCGAGUAUCAGGUUCUGGAUGGAGCAAGUCUAGAUGUAGACUUCCAGUUGCAUGCACCCAAUGGUCACAUUCUGGCCUCAGACUACAGGAAGUCUGAUGGGGUUCACACAGUUGAAACAGAAGAGGGCGACUACAUGUUCUGUUUUGAUAACACAUUUAGUGCUGUUUCUGAGAAAAUAAUCUUCUUUGAGUUGAUAUUGGACAAUAUGGAUGACGGAGAGGAUUCUGAGGACUGGAAAGCAUAUGUUCAGGGAACAGACCUUCUGGAUAUGAAACUGGAAGAUAUUAUGGACACCAUCAACAGUGUGAAAGCUCGCCUGGGCAAGAGUCUUCAGAUCCAGACGGUGCUGAGAGCAUUCGAAGCACGUGACCGCAACCUGCAAGAAAGCAACUACGAACGGGUCAACCUGUGGUCCUGUACCAACCUUGUCCUCAUGGUGAUUGUAUCCGGGGUGCAGGUCUACUUGCUACGCAGCCUUUUUGAUGACAAGAGGAAAACACGCACAUAACCUUGCUUCCUGUUACUGACUGAAAGACGCUCCACUCUAACUCACUAUCCCUUAAUAUUGUGCUUCCUUCUCGGAUUUCACAUCAAAGUGUCCUUGGAAUGGCGGAUGGCUGGAGUUUCUCUUAUCCUUAGCCCUCCUUCCCACCUUUUAUAUCCGUCUUGCCUUGUUGUGUUGAAGACAAUCAUUUUCUACUUGAGCCAAGCACUCAGUGAUACUUUGAUAAAACGAGACAUUGAAGUUGAUCUUUAAAAUGCUGCUAUGUGAGACAGAGAUCUCAUCAGGUUUAUGACCUCUUAGGUGUUUUUAAGUAUAUAAUUAGGCUAUCAGAGAUUAUUAGUUUUGCGUUUUUGUAUGGUGUUUUAUAGAGUUAAAAUCCUCAUUGACUUGUUACUUGUACAAAGUGUAGUUACUGAAUUUUCAGGCACUGAUAAAAAAUACACUGAUAUGCAGCCAGGUUUUGGUAAUAAACAAGCUUACUAUUUUGAAAUGAA